AUGCGGCAGGAUCAUGUCGCCACCCUCGCCACCCUCGUCGCACUGCUGAUCUCGCUGCCCUCCGCCGCUGGCUUCGGCCUCGCACCCGCGCAUGCGCCUCCGCUGCGGCUGCGCGCGCCGGCCGUCCGGGCUUGCGCACCGGCUUCGGAAGAGGUGGAUGUCGUCUGGUCGGGUCUCAAGGUCGCGGUGCUGGAGUCGCACUACGAGAUUGGCGGCUGCGCGCACGAGUUCAACGUCAACAUGGACGGCAAGCCGGUCCCGUCGGAGCUGCUGGCCAAGAAGCCGCAGCCGGUCUUCAAGUUCGAGGCGGGCCCGUCGCUGUACAGCGGCCUGAGCGCGGACGCGAGCCCGAACCCGCUCAAGCACAUCUUCCAGAUGGUUGGCGAGGAGCCCGAGUGGAUCAACUAUGACACUUGGGGCGCGCACCUACCCGAGGUUCCCGAAGGGUACGAGCUCUCCAUAGGCGCCGAGAACUUCAUGGAGAUCCUGCGCCGGUACGGCGGCCCGACGGCAAGGGAGGACUGGGACAGGCUCGCGGAGCAGCUGAUGCCGCUGACCAAGGGCGUCACCGCGCUGCCCUCGACUGCGGUGCGCGGCGACGCGGGCGUGCUGCUCACGCUUGGCGCGCGCUACCCGCGAGCCUUCCUCGACGUGAUCCUCAACGCGCAGAAGAUCACCGCCCCCUUCGACCUGGAGGCGUACGGCGUGCGCGACCCCUUCCUCAAGAACUACCUCGACCUGAUCGCCUUCUUGCUGCAGGGGCUGCCCUCGAACGGCACUCUGACCGCCGUGAUGGCCUUCAUGGUGGACGAGUUUUACAAGCCGGACGCGGUGAUGGACUUUCCAAAGGGCGGGAGCGGGGCGAUGGCGGCGGCGCUGGCGCGCGGAGUGACCAAGCACGCCGGCUGCUCCGUGCGCACCUCGACGCCCGUCGAGGAGGUUGUGGCCGACAACACCUUCCGGAUGGUGCCCGAGGGCGCGCACGCCGGCUUCGACGAGGAGCGCGACGCGCUGCUCGCUCCAGCGGCGCCGGUGUACAGCGACGACGACGGGCCGGCCGACGGGGAGGGGCUGCCGCUCUGCAAGUCGUUCAUGCACUUGUACUUGGGCGUGAGGGCGGACGCGAUGCCGCCCGACUUGCCUCCGCAGUGGACCGUGGUCAACAGCUGGGACGUGCCGAUCGAUGCGCCGGGCAACGUGAUCGUGAGCGUGCCUUCGAUCCUCGACCCGUCCCUCGCGCCGGAGGGGCACCACGUGAUCCACGCAUACACGGCUGGCAACGAGCCGUACCACAUCUGGGAGCGGUUCGAGGGCGUCGACACAAACAAGGACGCAGCCUACCUCGCCCUCAAAGAGGAGCGCGCCGCCCCGAUGUGGGAGGCGAUCCGGAGGCGGGUGCCGCGCGUGGAGGAGGGCGUCGUCGUCCGCCAGAUCGGCACGCCGCUCACGCACGCGCGCUUCCUCCGCCGCCACCGCGGCAACUACGGCCUCGCCCUCGCAGCGGGCGGCGGCUUCGAGUUCCCAAAGGUGACGACGCCGCUGCCCGGCCUCUUCCGCUGCGGCGACUCGACGACGGCGGGCAUCGGCCUCUUCCGCUGCGGCGACUCGACGACGGCGGGCAUCGGCGUGCCCGCCGUCGCGAGCAGCGGCGCGCAGUGCGCGAACGCGCUGCUCAGUGUCUGGGAGCAGCUGAAGAUGAACGACAAGAUCAAGAUGCCGAGCAGCGCCGGCGAGCCGCUCCUGCAGCGCCGAUGA
Emiliania huxleyi CCMP1516 is the source of this 1755-nucleotide messenger RNA. RefSeq lists its product as hypothetical. The transcript has 6 exons. The record is from RefSeq and is a predicted model, not a curated record. The coding region runs from base 1 to 1755 and encodes 584 amino acids. Lineage: Eukaryota; Haptophyta; Isochrysidales; Noelaerhabdaceae. Gene Ontology annotation, biological process: carotenoid metabolic process.